AUGAACAUCGAAGUGCACAACAUCACUUACACCAGUGCCACGGUGUCCUGGGCCAUGAGCAGCCCCUGCCCAGAGAACUACUACCACGUCAUGUACCGCCCCAACUGGAACAGCGUCUUUGCCGGUUACCUGCGGCAGAACUUCCACCGCGAGGAGCGCGUCCCGCACCCCCUCAGCUCCCUGGUGCUGCACCGCCUCACACCAUCCACCAUCUACGUCCUCUGCAUCACCUGCAAGAACUCCUACCCCUCCAGCAACCACUGCACCACCUUCCACACGCUGGACAAAAUCCCCUUGGUUUUCGGCGGCUCCAAGCACGAGCCCACCACGUCCAUGUGGAUGGUGAGCAGCCUCCUGCUCCUCUGCUUCCUCGCCCUCCUGGCCUAUGGCUGCCUGCAGUUCUGGUCUGCAAGGUGCCACUGGGCUGCCAGGCUGAAACACCCCGACAGCAGCCCUGAAGAAGUGGUGGAAGGAAGCAGCUCACCAGAGGAGCCACUGAGUGAUGGACUGAGAGAGGAGCUCCUGGAAGUGCCCAUGACCACUGUGCUAAUGAGGAGCUCCAGUUCUGUGAAAGAGAGCCCGUAUAACUCCCCUCACUGUUUUUUAUCCUAUAAAAACAGUGAUGAUAAAAGGGCCAUCUUGCCACAGCAUGGUCUUCAAUGA
Messenger RNA from Cinclus cinclus, 663 nucleotides. RefSeq names its product fibronectin type III domain containing 9 (gene FNDC9). Lineage: Eukaryota; Metazoa; Chordata; Aves; Passeriformes; Cinclidae. The transcript has a single exon. Gene Ontology annotation, molecular function: protein binding. The record is from RefSeq and is a predicted model, not a curated record. The coding region runs from base 1 to 663 and encodes 220 amino acids.